Messenger RNA from Xenopus tropicalis (tropical clawed frog), 1413 nucleotides. It is a transcript of the gene ccnb1ip1, whose product is annotated as cyclin B1 interacting protein 1, E3 ubiquitin protein ligase. The transcript has 4 exons. Gene Ontology annotation, biological process: reciprocal meiotic recombination. Gene Ontology annotation, cellular component: synaptonemal complex. NCBI's taxonomy places the organism in Eukaryota, Metazoa, Chordata, Amphibia, Anura, Pipidae. The record is from RefSeq and is a predicted model, not a curated record. Gene Ontology annotation, molecular function: ubiquitin protein ligase activity. The coding region runs from base 538 to 1353 and encodes 271 amino acids.
AUAAGCCCACUGAGCGUUGGCUCCAUUUAUCUCAGCGUUUUUUGCAGGCUGAGAGAAGCAGAUCCACUCCCAUAUGCACCUCAGUAAAACUGCACUAACAAGUACAGCUUCCAUCUCCGCUUGACUUUUUGGGCCGAUCUCCAGUUGGCUGCACAAAGCUGAAACUGUAUUAGUCAUUGCCAGUCAUUUUUUUGCAGGCUGAGAGAAGCCUGCAGCAAACACUCCAUGUGCCCUCAGCCUUAUUUGUGACCCUGAAUUCUCAAGUGAUUCAGUAACUACCCUGUUACUUCUUGCAGGAAUCAGAUUGCUUCAAGGAAGGCGGUAAAGGGAUUUACUUUCUCUUGUGUAGGCAUUUCUCCUACCUGUGUCAGGUGGCAGUGCACCUUAUUGCAAGGUGAGGGGUCUGAAGCCCAUUCCAACAUUGCCCAAUGCCCAAUAGCUGUGGGAAGAUUCUGACUGGAGAAGGAGCUCUGUGCAGCCAGCCACACACUAGGCAAAUUUUGUGUUUCCCUCUGAAUUUUCUUCUGAUUUUGAGAGAUGUCAGUGUGCGAUGAUUUAUUACUCUGUAACUACCGCAAGUGCCGAGUGAAGUUAUCAGGUUAUACCUGGGUUACAGCCUGCUCACAUAUAUUCUGUGACCAACAUGGUAGUGCGGAGUUAAGUCGGUCACCUGCAGUCUGUCCUGCUUGUAACAGCACCCUUUCUGGUAAGCUUGACAUUGUGCGCACUGAGCUAAGCCCUUCAGAAGAAUAUAAGGCAAUGAUACUUGCUGGAUUGCGUCCUGAAAUUGUUCUUGACAUUUGUUCCCGAGCAUUAGCAUUCUGGACAUACCAGGUGUACCAGGAACGCCUAUACCAAGAGUAUACUCACAGCAAGGCAGAAGGGCACUUAAAACAGGUCGAGAAAUUAUACACUCAUCAGCUGCAAAGCAAGGAUUCAGAACUCACUGCUAUGAAAGGAGAGGUGACCUCCCUAAAAAAAAUUCUGGAAGAAUACAAAAGAAAGUACAGUGACCUUUCGGAAAGAUUGAUGGAGCGCAAUCGUCAGUAUCAGAAGUUGCAGGGGAUGUAUGAUUCAAUGAGGUUGCGCAACAUUACUGUGGUUAACAGGGAGUCCUGUGCAGAGCAAUCACAAGAAGACCUUCCUGGAGUAUUUGGAUUUCCUCCAGGUAAUUCAUUUAGAUUUCCAACUGUUAGAACUCCACCUGCAAGAUGUUUUGAUGGCGACUUAAACUCAAGGCCCUUCUUCUGCACAAGACCUUCUGAGGAACCCGGAAACCCCAUCUUCUCUUCUCCUGGAAACAAUCAGCAAAACCUAGAUGCAUCCAGAGCAUUCAAGACCACAAGGAUGUAACACUAGAAUAUGGCACCGGAACUAGUCUAAUAUAAAGGGAAUAAAGUUAAAUGGGAUGUA